AAACGUCAUUCUCCUUUGCUCUUUCUCAAUUUCAUUCAUUCAUUCAUAUAUUCACAAAUCACAAGUAGUAGUCUUUACAAAUUACAUGUAUUGUACACCAUAAGAGUAUAACACCACAUAACUCACUUUCCCCAUCUUUUGUUUUUUGGUUGACUUUACAGCGUGAAUCCCAAGAACAAGUGGACAGAAGGUAGCCUUGGUGGUCCCACUCUUUCUGUUGUGAACAAGCUCAGAAAUCAGAAUCUUCACCCUCUCAAACCAACCAUACUUUGGAAUCAUUUCCGUCUGAUCCUUCUUUGAUACCAAACACACAAACACACAAACACACCUUAUUAGAGAGUUUUUGAGAAAAAAGACAUUUCAAAAAGUUGCAAAAUUUGGACAUUUUUACUCUUUUUUUCAAUUAAAAAAGGGAAUUAAGAAGAAGAAAAAGAAGGGUCUUUUCUAAAAAGUAUUUUUGGGUUGAAAUUAUUAUUGGGAAUUGUUUGUUGGUUGUCAUAAGCAUUUCUGACAAAUUCUAGGAGUUUAUUUUGAUGCUACAUCCACAAAAAAAAGAAAAAGUUCACAUUUUUAAGGACUUUUAAGAAUUUCUGUUUACAGGUAGGCAAGGAUUACAAAAUCUUGGAAAUGCUUAUUCUCUCCAUGAUGCUAUUAUAUCUUAAUUGAUUCUAUUGUGAGAAAGAAUAAGAACAUCAUCUUGUGAUUUGAGUUAGUGGGAGUAUAUAUUGUGUGUGAAGUUUCUUGGAUCUUGCAAGUGAGGUGGGAGUUUUUUUCCUAAUAAAUGGAUGAUGCUGUUUUUCACUCAAAUAUUGCUCUUGGAGCUCCAUUAGAUUCUUCGAUGGAGCUUGAUUACAUGGAUGAGCUCUUACUGGAAGGGUGUUGGUUAGAAGCAGUAGAUGGGUUUAAUUUCUUUCACCAAAACCCUUCUAAUACUCCUGGUGCUUUUUCCGAUUCUUCGUACCUAUGGCCGAUGUUAGAGGUAGCAAACGAAAAAUCGAGCACAAACCCAUCACAGAGAAAUACUCAACAAGUGAGGGAAACUUCAGAUUUGGCUGAUAAUUCAGCUCUAGUUAGCAUAUCUAAUAGCCCGAAUUCGGUUACUAUGGGUAAUGAUACAAGUCAAUUUGAAGGUUCUGAGCUUAAUAAACUUUUGUGGAUCAAACCUAAGGUGAAUACUACAGCAGCUACUGUAAUGGAGAGGUUGAUUAAGGCUCUAAGGUUCAUACAAGAGUCAGCAAACGGGAAGGAUUUGCUUGUUCAAAUAUGGGUGCCAGUUAAUAGGGGAGGUACUAAAAUUUUGACUACUGUGGAUCAACCUUUCUCGGUGAAUUCUAGCAGCCAACAACUUGCUAGUUAUAGGAAUAUUUCUACUAGUUAUGAGUUUGCUGCAGAGGAAGACUCGGGUGUGUCAGUCGGAUUGCCUGGUCGGGUUUUUUUAGGGAAGGUACCCGAGUGGACUCCUGAUGUUCGGUUUUUCAGGGUUGAUGAGUACCCAAGAGUUCCUUAUGCUCAACAGUGCGAUGUGCGUGGGACCCUUGCUCUGCCGAUGUUUGAGCAAGGGAGUAGGAGCUGCUUGGGUGUUCUUGAGGUUGUUAUGACUACACAGAAGAUCAAUUAUCGACCUGAACUCGAAAGUGUUUGUCGAGCUCUAGAGGCUGUUGAUCUUCGAAGUUGUUCGGAAAUUCCAGGUCCUCAGAAAUCUAAGGAGGUUUGCAGUUCGUACCAAGUUGCCUUACCAGAGAUCCAAGAGGUGAUCAAAACUGCAUGUAACAGUCAUGGAUUGCCCCUAGCUCAGACUUGGGUAUCGUGCAUCCAACAAGGCAAAGAGGGGUGCCGUCACUCUGACGAGAACCUUUCAAAUUGUGUGUCAACCGUUGAUUCAGCUUGCUUUGUUGCAAAUCCUUGUAUGCAAGACUUCCACGAGGCUUGCUCGGAGCACCAUUUAUUCAAAGGCCAAGGUGUGGCCGGAAAGGCGUUCAUGACAAAUCAACCAUGCUUCUCGGAAGAUAUAACAAGAUUUUCCAAGACGGAGUAUCCUCUCUCACACCACGCGAGAAUGUUUGGGCUGUGUGCUGCGGUUGCUAUACGUCUUAGGUGUAUCUACACUGGAAAUGCCGACUUUGUAUUAGAAUUCUUCUUGCCUGCAGACUGUAGGGAUCCUGAAGAGCAGAAGAAAAUGCUUACUUCACUUUCAAUCAUUAUACAACGAGUUUGUAGGAGCUUAAGGGUCGUUUUUGAUAAGGAGAUGGUGCAGGAAACUUCAACACCGAAUAACAAAGUGACGGUGAUUUCAGACGAUUCACCAAGGAAAAAACUGUUAAAGGUGGAAAAUACAGUGUCUGGUUCUUCUCAGGAAGAGUCAUGUGGGACGGCUGUUAUUGAGCGAGAGAGAAAUUCCAUCAUCCCGAUGCUUCAAGAACAUCAACCAAGGGACGUGUUGGCUGGGAAACUCUCGAGUCAGCAUCAACAAUACUCGAAUCUGAAGGGAAGUCCAGGGUGCAGUAGUAUGGAUUACUCUGCAUUUGGCGAUGGAAGUUUAUCAACUUCUGGAAAAUCAGGGGAGAAAAAACGAGCCAAGGCAGAGAAAACUAUCACAUUGGAUGUUCUUCGACAGCAUUUUGCUGGCAGCCUCAAGGAUGCUGCAAGGAGCAUUGGUGUCUGCCCUACAACGUUGAAAAGAAUAUGCAGGCAACACGGAAUCAAACGAUGGCCUUCUCGAAAAAUAAAGAAAGUUGGACACUCCUUACAGAAGCUUCAGGUUGUGAUUGACUCGGUUCAAGGUGCUUCUGGUGCUUUUCAAAUCGGUUCAUUCUAUUCGAAUUUCCCCGAUUUGGCCUCCCCCAAUUUCUCAAAUACUAGCCCCUUUUCAACUGCAAAGCAAGAAGAUGAUCCUCCUCAACAAACAAACAAGGAGCUUGAGGGUACUGCUACAUCAAAAUCUCCAUCAUCAUCUUGCAGCCCGUGUUCUAGCUCUAGUCAGUGUUGCUCUUCUGGUACCCAGCAGCAACCUUCUAUAUGGAAUGGUUCAGGUACAGAGGAUCCUCAAGGGGGCAUAACAUCUCAUGUAUGUGUCUUAAAACGAGCAAGAAGUGAGGCCGAGCUCCAAAAUUCGAGUCAUGGAGCGAAAAAUAUCAUUAUGAGGUCUCAGAGCCAAAUAUCUUUAGUUGAUCAUCAUAAUAGUGCUGAUAUUCGUCCGCCCCUUCCGAAAUGCAAUGGCAUGGUCGUUCAAACAAGCGAUUCUUGGAGAGUGAAAGUCGCAUACGGAGAGGAAAAGAUCAGACUUCGCAUGCUUAGGAGUUGGAGAUUCAAUGAUUUAGUGCAAGAAGUAGUUAAUAGAUUCCAUAUAGGUGAUAUGAGUGGUUACCAAUUGAAAUACUUAGAUGAUGAUUCCGAAUGGGUUUUGCUUACAUGUGAUGCUGAUUUAGAGGAAUGUAUCGAUAUAUGUCGAUCAUCUCAACGGCAAACAAUCAAGCUCUCUCUUCAAGUUUCUCAUAGUCAUUCAAGAAGUUCGGUUGCAAGUAAUGGCCACUUGUGACAACCGAUGUAUGUACGAGCUCAAUGUAGGAUCGAAAUCUUCGUGUUUCAAGGCAUUGGUAGCUUCAUAUAGUGAAGGGAAGCAAGAAUAAUCGAGUAAGAGGCACGAUAGGUGAAGAAAGGAGCAUAACCUAUGAGAAUUUUCGUUCUCGGGUAGCUGUUGGAAGGGAUCGCGAGUAGGAGUACAACCAAAUCAUAAUAUUGUUGAAAUUGUAGCAUUUCACUGGAUUUAUGUAGUUUAUAAAUGUAAGACACCUUCAACCUUCAAAGAAUAUAAAAAAUUGAAGCUUAUGGAGGUAUAAAGGUCUUUGGUUAUGAUUUUUAUAGUAUCUUUGCCUGCAUGUUUUUAUUAAGGCAAUGAACCUUGAUAUGUUCUCAGCAAAUUGUACCAUAUGUUUUUCUUAGUUUUUCCUCUUGAUUUUUUUUAAUUCAAACUAAGACUGUAUCAUAUGCUUUCUUAAGAAUGUAAAGUAAUGUUUGCAGUUCUUAAAAGAAUGACUAUACAUGCAUCUUAGUAAGCUUACAUGUUGAUCAA
Amaranthus tricolor (Joseph's coat) is the source of this 4069-nucleotide messenger RNA. Its product is annotated as protein NLP4-like. Bases 782 to 3535 code for a protein of 917 amino acids. The record is from RefSeq and is a predicted model, not a curated record. Lineage: Eukaryota; Viridiplantae; Streptophyta; Magnoliopsida; Caryophyllales; Amaranthaceae. Gene Ontology annotation, molecular function: DNA-binding transcription factor activity; protein binding. The transcript is spliced from 6 exons.